CAAGUGACAAAUAUUUGUCAGAAUCUAGAACUAUAUUUUUGGUCUAUAAGAAUUUAGUAGGUACAACAAAUGUUCAGUAUUUUAUCAACGUAUGUUCGCGUAAUAUUGUUUUAAAAUGUCGGAACUUAAAGCUAUUUUUAUUUUAUUCACCACAUUUAUUAUUCAUUUUGCAGUGCCAACCGUUAACGCGGGAUCUGAUUUCGAUUUGCUCAUUUUCACACAACAAUGGCCUGCAACAGCUUGCAAAGAAUGGAAGAAGCAUAAUCCUUCCCACACAUGCUCAAUGCCAAAAAAUUCCGAGACCUGGACUAUACACGGCAUUUGGCCCACAAAAAUGGGAAUGAUCGGACCAGCCUUCUGUAAUAGGACGUGGUUUUUCGAUCCCGAAAAGAUAAGGCCUAUUGAAGAAGAGUUAUUACAAAAAUGGCCAAACAUUUAUGGAGGUACUUCAGAAUAUGCUCUCUGGUCUCAUGAAUGGGCCAAACAUGGCACCUGUGCUGCCAUCCUCAAACCUCUCAAUUCUGAACUAAAUUAUUUUCAAAAUGGCCUAGAAUUCCUCAAAACAUUCACAAUGACCGACAUACUUGAAAAAAAUAGUAUUGUGCCAUCAAAUACUGAAAAAUACACAGUUGCUGAUAUACACGACGCAAUCAAACAGAGAGUAAAUAAAAAUCCCGUAAUAGAGUGCAAGGUAGAGGAAGGAGGGGACAACUAUAUAUCUGAGAUCAGGAUUUGCUUCACAAAAGAGCUCCAACUGACAGACUGCGAUGGAGUCGUAACUCAGAAAUAUGGAUAUGGAGGUAUACUUACAAAUUGUCAUUCUACAAGGGGUAUAAUUUACCCACAGUAUAAGAAAUAUAUAUGGUAUGUGGAAUUGUACAAGCUGUUAACUUGGUUACAAUGGUUCACUUUGUAGGGGCAUUAAGUAUCUAGUCUAAUUGAUAAAAAUACAGAGAACUCGUAAGAGGAAAUGUACAUUAAAGACAUAAAAUGGAAAAAACAGGAGUUUGUUCUAUGAGCAGACAUAAAAGAUUGUAGAUAUACAAAAUUAUGGAAAUGACUUAAAAACAUGGCUUAUCUCGUUCAAAUAAACUGUGUCCAUUCCUCUGACGUUGGUUUCUUGUAUUCACUUUUCCUGCCAUUUUCCUCCCAGUUUUAUAUAUAUUUUUGACUUGUGUAGCAAUAAUUUAAUAUUUCAAACAUUAAAGACUGUACAAUUCACUAUUUUUCAUAGAUGUAUUAAUAUUUAAAUUAAAUAGUUGUUACAAUAAACAAACUAAAAUGACA
Danaus plexippus (monarch butterfly) is the source of this 1287-nucleotide messenger RNA. RefSeq names its product ribonuclease Oy (gene RNaseX25). The record is from RefSeq and is a predicted model, not a curated record. Bases 116 to 916 code for a protein of 266 amino acids. Gene Ontology annotation, biological process: RNA catabolic process. Lineage: Eukaryota; Metazoa; Arthropoda; Insecta; Lepidoptera; Nymphalidae. Gene Ontology annotation, cellular component: extracellular region. Gene Ontology annotation, molecular function: ribonuclease T2 activity; RNA binding. The transcript has 3 exons.